Molecule: messenger RNA, 2028 nt
Organism: Vitrella brassicaformis
Lineage: Eukaryota; Vitrellaceae
Source: the annotation of a GenBank genome assembly
GGAUUGAUUGAGCGAACUCAUGUGUCCCCGUCCGUCCUUCUCACCUGUCCAGCACCCCACCCCACCAAGAAAAGGCCACUCGUCCACCCACACCCACACCCACACAACGGAUAAAUCGUUCGUACAAGUAUACAGCUUCAACUGGAAAAAGUUGAGCAAAACCACCGCAUAGACACACACACUCACACGUUCACACAUAUACAGAAUAAAGCCAUGACGCCGUACGCACACUCGAGCGCCGUCAGGAUACACACAUACAUUCACGCGCAGAGGCAAGAACCCUUCAUAAAAACAGCACAAUACAGCGCUACCCGUCCUACCGCCCCGGCUAGUUCGGCGCCCGUUGGCCAUCUGCGUCAAUUUCCGGGUUGCACGGCGGGGGCGGCACGGGCGACCCCACCACCACCACAGGGGCACCACCAGCACCACUGCUGCUGCUGGACUCACCUGCCUGCUGCUGCUGGUGGUGCUGUUCUUCGGCAUCAGAAGCAGCAGCAGGGUGUUGCGGAACGGGAGGUAAUGGGUGCAAGCGGCCUGCAUGCCAUACACACACAGCAAUGGGCCGGGGGAAUGGGUCCAGGUGUGUGGUGUGGUGUGUGACUGCGGUUACGAGGUUGCCCCUUAGGUCGUCUCCUGAGGCCCAGGAAGUAAGCAUGUGUCUGCAGAGGGAGACAGAGAUGCGCACACACAUACGCGUCGAUCAAUCAAUCAGUGUGUUUCCAGCGUGUUUGUGUACCCCUCGGGCGUGCAGGUUGAUGUAGUAUAUCAGCCACAGAAUGCCCGGACCAACAGCUAUGCCCAGCUGACAUGACACACGACGCGCGUCUGUAAUAUACUAUGUCUGUGCUCUCGGCUAGCUAUGUGUGUAGACCUACCGCCGUCCACACGAGGGAGAAGGGCGAGUGGAAGAGAAACCGCGCCUUCCACGGCCCAUCAAACUCCCCACCUGCACACACACACGCACAAGCAAUGUGACCUGUUUAUGCAGAGGCUGUGUGCAUCACAUAAGCACCUUUCCAGUGCAAGUUGGCCCAUCCGACAGGAGCGGCCAGCAGCCCCACCACGAUUGAAAGCAGCACACAGUUGACCACGAAACACACCACACCGAACACCAUGCUGCCCACCUGCACACACAGACAACCAGACAGACAGACAGACAGACCCGUCAAAAGCACCUGUGCGCAUGGAUGUGUGUGUGUGUAUGGGUUUCGCUGCCUUACGGCAACGUAUAUGCGGACAUUCCAAGGCGCCCCGCCCUUGAUGAAGGCGCAGAGACCGCCGCAGGAGAAGCAAGAAGGCCCGCCAGUCUGUCGACACGUGACACACAACACAUGCAAUUCCACCCACCCAUCCAUCCGUCCAUCUGCCACCCUUUCAUUGCCUCCAUACACGUGGGUCGUCGUCAAACUCUGCCACAGACGGGGGAGAGGGCUGCUUCAGCUGACGACACAAACAGACAGAUGAGUCUGUGUGGGCUGGAUGCGGUGCUCGGUUGCUUACAUGGUAUGUGUGGUGUCUGUCCAGCCCGUUGAGCAGCGCCAUCUGCAUGGCCCGAUACACAAAGGCAAAGGCGCCGCCCAAAGCGAUGAACACCACACCAACCAGACACGCGGGAAGCAGCCCAAUGCCCACCUGCACAACACGCCAUCCAACCACACAGACACACACCCAUUGGGUCUUGUGUGUAUGUGUGUGUGUGUGUGUGUCGGCCGAUUGACUGACCAAUGUGAGAGUGAGUGUGGUGAUGCCGAAAACGAGGUUGAGUGGCAGCUGCAGCAGCGCCAUGUGGAAGAGCCCGCCCCAGAAGUCAGCAGAGAACAGCACGCCGAAAUAACUGAGGCCACCUGCACAAAACAAACACACACCAACACCAAUGCCCUGCAGUGCGGUGCGCCCGCCAUCUGUGUGUGCAUACUGUACCCGUGAAGGAGCACGCCAGUUCCUCUGCGCUGGGCGGUUCGUGGACCGCAUAGCGCACAGACGACUGCAUCAUCUGGACAGAUGACGACUGCAUGGCCCAAUCUGCGC